Messenger RNA from Pygocentrus nattereri (red-bellied piranha), 1265 nucleotides. It is a transcript of the gene birc5a, whose product is annotated as baculoviral IAP repeat containing 5a. NCBI's taxonomy places the organism in Eukaryota, Metazoa, Chordata, Actinopteri, Characiformes, Serrasalmidae. Bases 485 to 913 code for a protein of 142 amino acids. The transcript is spliced from 4 exons. The record is from RefSeq and is a predicted model, not a curated record.
CAUAUUGUGGACAAUCAAAGACUACAGCUAUCAGGAACAGUAUGAAUUUGUACAGCAUUUAAAGAGUUGUUUGCAAGAAUAUUGUUGUGGCUGAGCCCAUUAGGUCCGUAAUCAGUUGUCUUUCUCUUUUGUGAACUUUUUCAUUUAUUUUUAUUUGCUGUCAUUUGAGUCCUUUCACAGUGUAGGCCUCUAAUAGACUGUCUUGUCAGUUUGAUAACUUAGUGAGACAUAAAUGGUGUCAUUUCAGAUUUUUCUCUGCCAAAAAUAUCAUAAAUAGUAAAGAAAUGUCAUUACAUGCAUCAUUUGAUGAAUCAACCUGCAGCCGCUCCACAAGAUGGCGCUCUUUCUCCGGAAUGAGCGCAUGCGUGUUAAAUCUCUUAACCAAUCAGAUGGCCGCUGGGAAAUUUAAACUUCAACAGGCGGUAGUGUGACUUGCUCAGUAAAACAACAAAACACCAAACCAAGCCCCAAAGACUUCAUCAACAUGGAUCUAGCUAAUGACGGCUAUACAAAGAUGUAUUUCUAUGAAAACAGGCUGUUAACUUUCGUUGGCUGGCCGUUUGAGGAGGGCUGCGGUUGUACCCCUGAGAACAUGGCUAAAGCUGGAUUCAUUCACACACCGUCUGGAAACAGCCCCGACGUAGCGCAGUGCUUCUUUUGUCUGAAAGAGCUGGAGGGCUGGGAGCCUGAAGACGACCCCAAAAAGGAGCACAAAGCGCAUUCGCCCACCUGCAACUUCAUCACAAUGAAGAAGUCGGUGGAAGAUCUGACUGUGGAGGAAUUUCUCAGACUUGAGAAAGAGAGACAGAAAUUUGGGAUUAAAAAGACAUGCCAACAAGCCAUUGUUAAGUUUGAAGAGGCUGUGAAGUUGAAAAGAGGCAAGAUCAUUCAGACAGCAAUGGGUGAAGAAUGAAGAUGGACACCGAGACUACCUCAUGACCUCUUUGUGUUUCUGUUUCCCUUGCUGCUUUAGACAUGUAUAUACUUGGAGUGGAUUUUGUGUGUGUGUGUGUGUGUGUGUGUGUGUGUGUGUGUGUGUGUGUGUGUGUGUGUGUGUGUAUUAAUGUGUCAGCUGCAGCCUGUGUGGCAACCUUGAGAAAAUUAUGUUUAGCUGAACUAUGUACAGACUUCUCUUUGAGGAAGCCUAAUGCUAUGCAGAACCUGGUUAGGCUAAGCAAUACCUUAUUAAAUCAAAUCAGGGUUGCUGAGGGUGGGGACUAAACACAUGCAAUGGCUGGAGCACAUAUAGGGGAGGUGGAACCAAA